UUCAACAAAAUCAUUAAAUCAUACGUGUUGUCUUUCAUUGAAUUAUGGUGCAUUUUUCUGUUUGAUACGUUUUUGUUUUCGGAUUAUUACCUAAUACGAUUUAAUCGAAGUGAAAUAUGUCUUUUUCCUUCGGGACUCCAUCGAGUGCUCCGGCCACUACGGGUCUGACUGGAGGGUUUAAUUUCGGUGCAAACAAGCCCGCAACGCCCGGGUUCGGCUUGACGGCGACCUCUCAACCGUCUACCGGCAUGUUCGGGACGCCGGCCUCCGCCGCGCCCGCUUUCGGCACCGCUACCCCAAGCUUUGGGGCCGCGGCAACCCCAGCAUUCGGUGCCACUGCUACCCCUAGUUUUGGGGCAACUGCUACCCCAGCGUUUGGGGCCACAUCUACACCAGGGUUUGGGGCAACAUCCACCCCAGCAUUCGGGGCGACAUCAACCCCUGCAUUCGGCGCCACAACCACUCCGAGUUUUGGGGCCAGUGCAGCCCCCACAUUUGGUUCAACGACUGCACCUGCUUUCGGAACUACUGGACUUGGCACUGGUGGCUUGAAUUUUGGAGCUGCCUCCACUGCAACUAGUCAAUCUACAGGGUUAUCAUUUGGGGCACCAGCAGCAUCAACAGCUAGUACAGGGCUUGGUGGUUUCGGGUUUGGCUCCACAUUAACAUCAACUGCACAAUCAACUGGUCUUGGAGGAAGUCUCCUUGGAGCCACCAGCACAGCCCCAGGUGGCCUAUUUGUUGGAUCAAAUCCAGAAUGUUCCAACAUUGCGACUUUUAUGUCUCCAACAAAAUCUUUUGAAGUCAACUUUCCACAACAUUAUGUGGACAUGGAUAUUGGGAUAGGGCCUCUUAUACUAGAUGAUAAAUCACCAUCAAAAAGUGGAAAGAGAAACUUUUAUAGCAUUAUUACUCCCAGCUCUGGUCCAAAACUUGGUACCAGCACAGCUAGCUCGUUACAAUUAACUUCAGCGGCUCCCAGUUUGGGCCUGGGCGGAAGUGGGACCACCACUACUUCACUCGGCAUCGGAGCAACCAACACCACCACUUCAGGAGAUGGGAAAAGUGAAGCUCCAAAACAAACGAAGCUACCAACAGAAAUCUCCACAUCAGUAGAUACAUUUAAGGAGUUUGUCAAGAAACAGAAGGCAAUCAGCUCCGAAAUAAUGAGGAUUUCAAUCAAACCAUUCCAUAAAGUGGAACGUGACGCGGAGCAGCUGGUCCGCAGCGCGCUGUCGCUGGGCGGGGAGGUGGCGCGGGCGCGGGCGCAGUCGAAGCGGCUGCGGGCGGCCGGCGCGCGCGCCCUGGCCGCGGCUGAUGCCGUCAACAACGACCCGCCUAAUUCGGAGUACGAAGGCUCAGCGCCACCUGCGUUUAUCAAAGAGCUGAUAGCGGAAUUGGAGCAGCAACUUAUAACGUUUAGACGCCAAAUGGACGUGGCCGACAAACAAAUGCAAGCCUCGCCCAAACUGCUCUCCGAACAAGAACUGAACCUCGGUAUACGCAGAAUGCACGAGUCCCUAGUCGCGCUCGCUGGUCGACUGCAAGCUGUGCAUGCUCAGGUUGAGGCCCAAAAGGAACAGUACCUGAAUCUUCGCAAGUACGUCUUGAAAGAUCAAUCCAACGUAUUCGAAGGCCAAGCAGGCAAUACAAGCUUAGACCAAAUUCUGCGGGAGGCCGAGAGUGGCAGGAAAAAAUCCAAGCUCACGGGCUUUGAUAGCCUCGGUGGAUCUGUACUCUCAGAUCCUAGGACUAUAGGUAACAUUAAUCAGUUGGCGGGGCCAACUCCGUUUAGCUACAUUGGACCCACCACGACGCCAAUAGCAGAAACUCCAGUGGCCAACUGGCAGCCGCAGGCAGGCAACCUGAGCUCGUCAUUCAACGCGACCGGCUUCGGCUCAUUCGGGGCCGCGGACCAGAGCUCGUUCCAGCUGCAGAAGCCGCCCGGCAAGCGCACCAAGCAAUGAUGCUGACGGUAGGCGCGCCGGUGAAUGCACCGGCGGCCUAUCUACCGCGGACUGAAGUAAUGACAGCUGGAAGUGAUUGUACGAUUGUGAGGUGGGUUUUGUGAGAAGUGAAGUGUACAGUGACAGUGAAAGUGAUGUGGUGAUAGGGUGUUCAUGGUGAAAUGAUUCUAUAGAUGGAGCAUUGUUUUCAAGAAAAAUUAAGAAAACAUGAUUGACCUA
Messenger RNA from Plutella xylostella (diamondback moth), 2186 nucleotides. RefSeq names its product nuclear pore complex protein Nup58 (gene Nup58). Lineage: Eukaryota; Metazoa; Arthropoda; Insecta; Lepidoptera; Plutellidae. Gene Ontology annotation, cellular component: nuclear pore. Gene Ontology annotation, biological process: nucleocytoplasmic transport. The record is from RefSeq and is a predicted model, not a curated record. Gene Ontology annotation, molecular function: structural constituent of nuclear pore.